AUGUUUGCUGCGACGCGGGGGCUGCGGCUGUGGAACCCCGUGCGAGGCCGCGUGCGGCCGCCCAGCUGCGGAAGGGCGGAUGCCCUCACGGCGACCUCCGCCGCGCUGUGCGCGGGCACGUACUGCAUCAUGGCCGACUGGGUGUACGGCGCCUACGUGGACCUUUGGCACGGCGUGUACGGCCUCGACGACGAGGACGACGAGGACGACGACGACGACGACGACACGACGGCGAGGAGGAGGACGCAUGAAACGCGUCGUUUGCUUUUGGGGUUUCCCUUCGCCCUUACAAGUAUUUAG
Messenger RNA from Trypanosoma conorhini, 300 nucleotides. RefSeq lists its product as uncharacterized. Lineage: Eukaryota; Euglenozoa; Kinetoplastea; Trypanosomatida; Trypanosomatidae. The transcript has a single exon. Bases 1 to 300 code for a protein of 99 amino acids. The record is from RefSeq and is a predicted model, not a curated record.